UUUGGACGAAGCAGAAGCAAAAGCGAUGGGUAGUAAUAGCGACAACGACAAUGGCUUCGCGGCGAAGCCCUCUUCUUCUUCUUCUUCCUCCUCGUCCCAAACCCUAAAACCCCUCACUCCCCACACCGCUCGAUCCCUCGUCGACUCCGUCGACGCGUUCCUCUUCGAUUGCGAUGGGGUGAUUUGGAAGGGGGAUAAGCUCAUCGAACGGGUUCCGGAAGCGCUGCGAACCCUUCGCUCGAUGGGCAAGAAGUUGUUUUUUGUAACUAAUAAUUCAACAAAAUCGAGGAAGCAGUACACAAAGAAGUUCUCCACACUUGGUCUCGAAGUUAGUGAGGAAGAGGUAUUCAGUUCGUCAUUUGCGGCGGCAAUGUUUUUGAAGUUGAAUAAGUUUCCUAGAGAAAAGAAGGUUUAUGUUUUUGGUGAGGAAGGCAUUAUGGAAGAACUCAAACUGGCUGGUUUUGAGUGUUUAGGUGGUCCGGAAGACGGAAAGAAGAACAUAACGCUGAAGUCAAACUACCACUUCGACCAUGACAAAAAUGUUGGAGCUGUUAUUGUUGGACUUGAUCAUCAUAUUAACUACUACAAGAUCCAGUAUGCGACUUUGUGUAUUCGUGAGAACCCCGGCUGCCUUUUCAUUGCUACCAACCGUGACGCCACUGGGAAUUUAACAGAUUUGCAAGAAUGGCCAGGUGCCGGAUGUAUGGUUGCUACAGUCUGCGCCUCGACGGAGAAGGAGCCUAUCGUGGUUGGGAAGCCAUCAACCUUCAUGAUGGAUUUUCUACAAGAGAGGUUCCAGAUCGAAACUUCGAGGAUGUGCAUGGUUGGUGAUAGGUUGGACACCGACAUACUAUUUGGGCAAAAUGCUGGUUGCAAGACCCUUCUUGUUCUUUCAGGUGUCACUAACUUAUCAACACUUCAGGAUCCUUCAAACAACAUCCACCCAAAUUUUUAUGCGAAUAAUUUAUCCGACGCUGUCGAACUGCUAAAAAGCUGAGCCGCUUCGCAGGUUCGAGAUCGAACACUCCCACAAACCGUCGAUUGGGCGACAAAAAUUCAUUUGUCAUUUGAAGAAAUAUAGCUGCUGAAUAAAGCAUAUGAUUAUACACCACCAAUGUGCUUGAGUUACAGGUGUUUGUAUGAUUAUUUAUGAUAACAACCCAAUUCUUUUCAAUUCUCUGAAUUUCAUGAAUGAAAUUUAUUUCCUACUCUAUACUAGCAAGAAUUGUUCUUUUUGUUC
Ananas comosus (pineapple) is the source of this 1240-nucleotide messenger RNA. RefSeq names its product phosphoglycolate phosphatase 2. The coding region runs from base 26 to 997 and encodes 323 amino acids. Gene Ontology annotation, molecular function: phosphatase activity. The transcript has 11 exons. The record is from RefSeq and is a predicted model, not a curated record. Lineage: Eukaryota; Viridiplantae; Streptophyta; Magnoliopsida; Poales; Bromeliaceae.